CACACACACACACACACACACACACACACACGAAAAGUACACGAGACACGAACCCAAUGCUGACAACACAAUACCCCCUUGCGGUGCAUCAAAUAAUUGCAUCGCUCUUACAGCUAUUCUAUUCCAUUGAACAAAGAGUGUUACCUCUUUACUAUUAGUGUAUUGCUCUCUGUUUCUGACUGAUAAUAGGACGUAACACAGGGAUGAGGAGAAAACAAUCAUUUGGAUCCUACACAACACGUUGUUGUACCUAAAUAAUUCCACAAGAGGGCGACAUAUAAACAUUUCUUACAACCAAUUAACAUCUACUGCCUUCAGUCCAUGACGUCCCCGACUAACUAAAAGUCUGCGUCUGCAAAAAUGCUCUUUUAUCAUAACUCGACAUGAAAGUAGCAAAGCCAAAACAGUCAAUGACAUGCUUUUCGGGAUAUACAAUUAGCUAUGGUGGAAGAAAAGGUAGUACAGAGAGAUGAUGAUGAUCCCCAGAGGGAGGGGAGGGAGAUUGCUGAGGAAGAACCAGUGGCCCAGCUCAAGAAGGAGCACAAGACAGGAAAGGCGAAGAGGAAAAGUAGUGCCAAGAAGUCAGGGGAGCAGGGCACUGAUACGGAUGCAGGAUUGAGGAAUAAACACCCGGACAGAGGAUCUGUUAUUGAGCUCUUGGAGAAGAAUGCUCUUAAGGCUGCAUUCGGCCCAGGCAACAAAGAUGAGAUGGAGGACUGCUACCCAAUCCUCAUCUCAUUCAUGCGCAAUCUUACUGAUGAGCAAUGGCAAGUGAUCUAUAAAGGAUUUAAAAAACCUAUGACAAAGGAACAGCUUGCAAAAUUGUGCAAGACCAUUGUCAACUUCAUUGCACAGACCACCCUGCAGAUCCUGCUGCCGGCCCUGGCCCGCAUUCUAGGGGUGACAGGCUUUUAUGACAACGCUGACUCACUCAAGAGGGGCGGCAGUGCAAGAUCCUUCACUGCCUUUGAGCAGAAAAGACUGGAGCUCAUCCAGGAAGUAAAAUAUUUGGCGAAGGAGAUGUGUAACUGUGGCGGCAGGGCUCUCCGACCAAGGUCUAGCACACCCUCUUCCAAGAGUUCCCAGACCUCACUGAAAGUCCACCUGGGAAUGCCAGAGGACAGUAUCAUCAGCAGUGUCCAGGAGCAACUGUCAAAAUCUGACCAAAUGGUGGCUGCAGGACAGCUUUCACAAAUAGAUAAAGUGGUUGGAACUAUGCUGGAGAACAUUGAGAAGAUAAGCAGCGAAUGUGGCGAGGAAUCGGUCUUUCAAGAGUCACUGCGGUCUUCCUCCUCAUUGUCAUUCUCAAAUGCCAAAUCACAGAAGACAGAGUGGGAAUUUGCACUCCCUGGCACUCCCAUUCCUUCUGAGUUACCCGAGAGUCCUGCUCAGCCCAUUGUAAGAUGCUCAGUCAUUGACAUGAGCGAAUCUACUAAGCCAAAAACAAUGGUGUGUGAUGCCAGAACAAGCAUGUUUGCCAUAGCCGAUACCAUCAUGAAGAAGGUAUAUCCAGAGGCAGAAGGGCAGGUUACAUCUCACCCUGAUCUAACAGAUCCAAUAGCUAGACUGGAGGAGCUCAUAUCUCAGGGUAGGAUUGGUGCUCUCUCCCGUGAUCUCAGUCACCAAGUCAACCGCAUAAUUUCUGAUAGCAACUUGACCCCUCUGGGACUGACAGUGGCGGCUGGAAAGAGUGCAUCUGAUACCAUCCUUUCGAAGCUGAAGAGGAAUGACAAGGUGGGGAAGCCCACAACUUACGAGCUGGUUCAGCUGUUUGUAGAGGAGUCUGUUAAGUGCCUCCUGCUUCCUAGUUUUGUGCCCUAUUCAACUUCAAUGAGUUUGGCUCAGGAGGCCAAGGUGUUGGCUAGAGUGUCUGAAGAUAGAAUUUCAUGCUCUUCUUCUUCAUCAGUAUUUAGUGACACAGUCAGUCUCUUUACCAAAGUUAUGGUAAGCCAGGUCAUGUACUCUGUGGAUUCUGAUGCAGAAAGUAGAGGAUCCUCUCCAACUGAAUCUCUCCAAACAUCUGAAACCACUAUAUCUGAUGUAGGCAAUCUAUUGAGUGGCAAGUCCUCCCUUCGGCUGUCUCCUUCUGGCGUCAUUAUGGCAACAAGCGAGACCUCCAAUGCAGCACAAAUCUUGAAGGCCAACAUUGAUGGAGAGGAAGUGGAUACCACCAGUCAUUCUGGUGUAGCUCAAAACAUUGUCAGGGACGAUAUGUCAACCAGCCCAGACAUGGUCAAAGAUGUCACACUUCCAACCCCAUCCUCUGAUAACUUGGGCAGUGAUGAUGACUUCACCGGCCUCAUCAGCAUGUUAGUGGUGAGAAUUCUAACAGAAAUCCAAACCCCAGCAGAAGAUUACCCAGUUGACGUCACACGCAAGUCACAAGACCUGAUCCCCAAAGUUAUGGAGGUCUUCUGUGCAUGGUCAGGCUGCUCUGAGACACAAGCCUAUCCAGAGAACUUGAGGAUUCAUAAAGUCUACAGAGUCGUCUAUAAAAAUCUGUUGGAGGAGUUUGGCUCGGAGAAAAUCCUCCAACAGGCCGUGUCGACUCAGGACUCUUCAUUUGAUAGGAUUCUUGUCAAGUCUUUGAGUGAAGUGCUUCUCCACAGAUGUAAUGAGGCAUUGAGGGCAGCCUCAAGAACAUCAGUCAAAACCACCGGGCCUAAGGCUCUUCCACUGGCUGAGGAUGUGAGGUCUAGCAGCGGGAAACUAUCUUUUCUACAAAGGCUGGUCAGGCUGACAAGCAACUUAAAGCUAUUCAAGAAGGGGAACAAGAAGGAUUCCCACCGCUCUGAAUCAGAACAAGUACAGACCACUGCUGAAGAUGGCAUGCUGCCCAGCAUAGUGCCACAUGCUGCCAUGUCUGCACUGCCAAAGGAUCUCCCCGCCAGCUCCCAACAGGAGACGCCUCACAAACGUCCACUUCUCGUCAGGAUGUUUUCUGCCAUCUCCAAAGGCCUGUUCAAGCCCUUCAAACAGUCCUUAAAGACCAAGUAACUUAAGACAAUUUAUUAAACGUCAUUCAUUGCUUUAAA
This is a messenger RNA of Oncorhynchus mykiss (rainbow trout), 3035 nucleotides long. Lineage: Eukaryota; Metazoa; Chordata; Actinopteri; Salmoniformes; Salmonidae. The record is from RefSeq and is a predicted model, not a curated record.